AUGCCCAGACUACGACCGUAUGGACCAUCCAACUACAUCACGCACAGCCGAUCGAGGUGGACGCACCCCAACACAAAGUGCUCGUGCUGCUUUGGAUCGCCCAUCGUUAGCAUCUUGUACCGAUGCACCAUGUGCCCGUCGGUCGUGCUGUGCGAGCGAUGCCAUGCCAAGCUGGACCAUCCGCUCAUCAAGCAGGUCCGUGAAGAAGACACCGUGGCGACGGACGUGUGUGUGACGAAGGGGGCGAUCUUCCAAAACCUGAGCGCGACCCAAGUGGCGCGAGACGAGCGAGAGAGGCAAAACGCCGCGUUGGAAGCCACCCGACUGAAUGCAACGUUGGCCAAAGCCAAGCUGAUGUACGAAAAGGGCGAAGCGAUGGCGGCGGAGCGGGAAAAGGCCGAACGACUGCGGCAAAAAGUGGCCGCACACGACGACUACGACGAGUGUUUUCCCGAUUACGAAGAGAUGGACGACGACAAGAAUGACGAAGCCAAGAAGAAGAAGAAGAAGAAGGGAGACUCGGACGUGGGCGAGACAGAUCGAACAAUCAAGCUGGCGGCAGAUCCAAAGGACAAAGGCAAGAAGUUUGGUGAUGCACUAGGCGGAAAGAAGGACAAAUCGAAGCGCGAUCGAGUACCUGGUGGCUCCAACGGGCCAACCCAGUAG
Messenger RNA from Aphanomyces invadans, 666 nucleotides. RefSeq lists its product as hypothetical. Bases 1 to 666 code for a protein of 221 amino acids. The transcript has 3 exons. The record is from RefSeq and is a predicted model, not a curated record. NCBI's taxonomy places the organism in Eukaryota, Oomycota, Saprolegniomycetes, Saprolegniales, Verrucalvaceae.